This is a messenger RNA of Lathyrus sativus (Indian pea), 459 nucleotides long. The record is from the annotation of a GenBank genome assembly. Lineage: Eukaryota; Viridiplantae; Streptophyta; Magnoliopsida; Fabales; Fabaceae.
AUGAAACCACUGUUUUCAAAUUCCUCUGAAAAAGCAAGUUUGCAGAGAAAUCUGAAAGCCCUGGAAUCAAUGUUGGAAGAUGCAAUACUAGGUGGUCUGGAAAAACAUUCACAUGAAGACAUUCAACAGAAAUUUACAUCCAUAGGAAACCUCGUAUCUGCUGAUUCAACACAAAAGUUGGAAUCAUUGAGGAACUCUUUUAAUGAAAGGGACAGCACCACUUUUACAAUACAUUCUAAUCCAUUAUUUGAAAAAGAUUCAAUUUCCAGUUCUUGUAUGAAUGAUAACGAAGGAGGACAAGAAGUUGAUGAUCUUCCGGAGGAAAAGGAUUCUUGUUCAAAUUGUUGUGUAUUGGCUAUAGGGGUUGGAAUUGGCAUGAUUUUGAUGGGGUUUAUUAUGGUCAAUAUUUCUGGUUGCUUUCAAUAUGUGGAACAAACCAAUUUUGCAAUUCCAACAUAG